Messenger RNA from Malus domestica (apple), 1211 nucleotides. Its product is annotated as phospholipase A(1) DAD1, chloroplastic. Gene Ontology annotation, molecular function: glycerophospholipase activity. NCBI's taxonomy places the organism in Eukaryota, Viridiplantae, Streptophyta, Magnoliopsida, Rosales, Rosaceae. Gene Ontology annotation, biological process: lipid metabolic process. The record is from RefSeq and is a predicted model, not a curated record.
UGACUCACAACCUUCCCAACUGGCAGCAAUUGCUCAACCCAGUUGACAUUAGCUCCCUAGCACUCACCCCUGUCACCCCCAUAACCACCAACCCCACCGCCGGUAAACAACCCGUUCGCAAAAGUUGGAUGGAUUACCAAGGCUUCAACAACUGGGAAAACCUUCUCGACCCUCUAGACGACAAUUUACGGGGUGAGAUUAUCCGGUAUGGUCAGUUUGUCGAUGCCGCAUACAAGGCAUUUGAAUUUGAUCCAGAUUCCAAUUUUUACGCAACAUGCAAGUACUCGAAAGCCUCAUUGUUUGAAAAAUCCGCGCUUCCGGGAACUGGCUACAGGAUUACAAAAAAUUUACGUGCCAUCGGAAUCCAGCUUCCAAGCUGGAUAGAAAAGGCGCCGAGCUGGGUCGCAACACAGUCCAGCUGGAUUGGCUACAUGGCGGUCUGUCAAGACAAGGAGGAAAUUGCAAGGCUUGGAAGACGGGACGUAGUGAUUGCCUUUAGAGGGACCGCCACGUGUUUGGAGUGGCUCGAAAAUCUUCGAGCCACUCUCACCCAACUUCCGUCCAGCCCUAAGGACAACUGUGAACCAAUGGUCGAAAGUGGAUUUUUGAGCUUAUACACUUCAGGAACCGACUUAAUCCCAAGCUUGCAACAAAUAUUACGCCAAGAGAUUGCGCGGUUGCUUCAAUCCUACGGCAACGAGCCUCUCAGCAUAACAUUCACCGGGCACAGCCUCGGCGCCGCGCUUGCAACGCUCGCAGCGUACGACAUAAAAACUACGUUUAACCGGUCGCCGCUAGUCACCGUCUUUUCGUUUGCCGGGCCACGUGUAGGAAACAGUAGCUUCCGCCGGAACUUGGACAAGAAAGGCCCAAAAGUUUUACGCAUUGUGAACUCCGACGAUGUAAUAACUAAAGUACCUGGUUUCGUAGUCAAUGACAAUGAACGGCGCCACUUGGCAUGCGACAGCGGGUUCCGAAAGGCGGUGGAGUUCCAGAACUGGAUCCACCAGAAGGUGGAGGACACGCAGUUGUCGUACGCGGAGGUUGGGAAGGAACUCAGGUUAAGUAGCAAGGACUCGCCGUACCUGAUGGGCACCAACGUGUCAACGUGUCACGAGCUCAGCACGUACCUCCACCUCGUCGACAAUUUCCAGAGUUCAAAAUGUCCGUUCAAAGCCACGGCCAAGAGAAUAUUCAGCAAAAAACAGUAA